This is a messenger RNA of Lasiosphaeria miniovina, 1358 nucleotides long. Its product is annotated as Threonyl/alanyl tRNA synthetase. Gene Ontology annotation, molecular function: nucleic acid binding; alanine-tRNA ligase activity; ATP binding. Gene Ontology annotation, biological process: alanyl-tRNA aminoacylation. NCBI's taxonomy places the organism in Eukaryota, Fungi, Ascomycota, Sordariomycetes, Sordariales, Lasiosphaeriaceae. The transcript is spliced from 2 exons. The coding region runs from base 168 to 1025 and encodes 285 amino acids. The record is from RefSeq and is a predicted model, not a curated record.
GGGCAUUCGACGUCAACUCAAGGGCGCGACAACGCCAAGCUACUGUCUCCUUUAUUAACCAACAAGUUGUACCCUUUCUCUGUGUGAAACUGCCAUCUUGCGAUAGAGUACCUGCUUGUGUUUUAUUUUAUUGAUAUUUUACGAGACCCCAACACGCAAUUCACAAAAUGGGAAUCACUGCCGCGAGGACCUUCCUCGCGUUCCACCACAAUGCCAAGCUGUACAAGCUGCAGACUGUCGUGACGGCCGUCAAGCCCUUCGCGGCGCUCGAGGAGGCCAACCGGCUCUUGUUCAAGCAGGGCACCGACGAGGACUUUGCCGUUGUCACCGAGCAGACCAUCUUCCACCCGCAGGGCGGCGGCCAGCCGUCCGACGAGGGCACCAUCUCCUCUCCCCCCAGUAGCGCAGGCGAGGAAGCCACACCAUCAAUCUUCCGCGUGAGCGCUGCGCGCACGGACGCCGUGCACGACGGGCAGGUGCUGCAUUUCGGGCGCUUCGACGCGGGACCCAGCGGAGGACCACCGCAAGCGUUUGCGGCGGGUACGGCGGUGGAGCAGGCCAUCGACGUCGAGAAACGAGUGUACUACUCGCGGCUGCACACGGCGGGCCACGUGCUGGGGGCGGCGGUGCGGCACCUGCUGGAGGGCGAGGUGGCGGGGUUCGACGAGCUCAAGGCGAGUCACUUCCCGGACUCGGCGUCGUGCGAGUUCAAGGGCCUGGUCGACGGCAAGUGGAAGGAGCCCAUUCAGCGGCGGCUCGACGAGUACGUCGCGCGCGCGAUGCCCGUCGAGAUCGAGUUCUGGGACGACGCCGACUUUAUUAAGAACGGCCUUGAGCGCCUGAUUCCCGACAAGAGCCUCGCCGCGCCGGGCGAGAAGUUCCGCGUCGUCCGCAUUGUCGGUGCCGAGACCUACCCUUGCGGAGGCACCCAUGUCGACACUACCGACCUGUGCGGUGAGGCCACGGUCAAGAAGAUCUCGAGGAGCAAGGGGAUAUCGAGGGUUUCGUACGCGGUGGCGUUAUAGCGACGGUUGUGCUGUGGAUGUGGGUGACCCGCCCGCUGGGUAAAUAGAAAUAGACGUGUUUGGGGGUUUUCCUCGGCGCGGAUGAGAAGAAGCAAGGAAACAUAGUGAAAUAAGAUGGAACAACAACAAAAAAAGAGGUACAAAAAGAUUUGACACCUUUCACAUACAGAGGCGGAAAGGUGCAAGAGAAAACGGAUCGCCGAUGCCCACACUCAGACUUGAACUGAGGACCUCAUCAUGAAACAGUGUUGAAAGUCUCUACUAGUAAUAGCUCUACCCCUGGGCCAUGCGGGCUUGUGAAUUGAUGACUAAUCUCACACCCAUUUUUCUUUU